AUGCCCCCCGGCCGCCUCUCCACGGGCUCCUCCUCCCGCCGGCGCUCCGGCUUCGCCGCCACGCCCGCAAAGACCAUCCAGAUCCCGCUCAACGAUGACACGGCCGAGAAGGCCAAGCGGCACAGGCGCCGCACCAUCCUGCAGGACAUGCAGAUGAACAAGAUCGCGGCGGCGGUGACGCCCGGCAGCCGCCGCGUCACCAUUGGCGACCGCGGCGAGAGCCCGCUGAACACGCCGUCGAGGGGGGGCGCAGGGGGAGAGCUCGACGCAGUCACGCCAAUGAGGAAGGUGCCCAUUUUGGCCAACUUUGAGGAGUGGAUGAAGUUGGCGACGGAUAAUAAAAUUAAUGCGACCAAUUCGUGGAACUUUGCGUUGAUUGAUUACUUUUACGACAUGUCGCUGCUGAAGGAGGGCGAGGGCAUCAAUUUCCAGAAGGCCUCGUGCACGCUCGACGGCUGCGUCAAGAUCUACACGAACCGCGUGGACUCGGUCGCGACGGAGACGGGGAAGCUGCUCAGUGGUCUGGCCGACAGCAGCUCGCGGAAGAAGGGGCGCGGCGGCGGCGACGACGAGGAGGGCAGUGAUGCGGAGGCGGAGGAGGACGGGGACGGGGAGGGGGUCAAGAAGCCGCGGAGAAAGGCACAACGCUCCUCCGAGGCAACGCUCGCAAAGGAUUUCCACACGCUACAGAUCAAGAAGCUCGAGCUCGAGUUCUCCGUCGACCCACUGUUCAAGAAGGCCUCUGCCGACUUCGACGAAGGCGGCGCCAAAGGGCUGCUUCUCAACCAUCUCAGCAUCGACAACAACGGCAAGAUCGUCUUCGACUCGUCCGACGACAAAAAGGCCGAAGAAGAAGAAGAAGAAGAAGAAAUCAAGGAAGAAGACGAAGACAUAGACGGAACCCCCAAGCCUAAGUCUGCCCCCGAAGAAAAAGCUGAAGAGCCGGAAGACGAGGACAUCCCAAUCGAUAUCUCAGUGCUUGCCUCCCGCUUCUUCCCAGAUCUGAGCCGCCUCGAUAGUCAGGAUAUCUGUCCCUCACUCAAGGGCUUCGAGUUCGGCGACUCUGCGGGUGCGCUGGAUAUCCCGUUCUUGAAGGCGCUUGAGGAGCGUGCGGACGAGGAGCUACAGGACGGUGAUGACGGCGCGUCAGAUAAUGGCGGCGACAUGGCGUUCGGCUUUGACGACGGCUACGGCGUCGGUGUCGAGGGCGACGGACUUGGCUUCGGAGAGGGCGGUGAAGUCUGGGCGAAUGAGACAAUCGCAGACGCAGCGGAGCGCUUCAUGAGCCCGGCCAAGAGACCGACAAUGAUGGGUCUUGGAGGAGCCGACGGCGAAGGGGAGAGGUUCGGCGAGGUUGACGGCGAUUACAGAGUUGGUUUUGGGGACUCUGCAGAGGGGAUCUUGAGCUACUUUGAUGAGGCGCUGAAGAAGAACUGGGCUGGCCCUGAGCACUGGCGCAUCCGGAAGAUCAAAGACAGCACCAAAUCCAACGCCGCCCCCGUGCGUGUCCGCAAGGAGAAGGAAACCUUCGAGAUCGACUUUAUGGACCCCGCGGGCGACAUCCCCGCCGACGUCUUCGCGCCCCCCAAACUCCGCAGCGCCACCACAAUGGCCAAAAAGGACCAACAGCCCAAGUCCCGCUACCUCCUGCCCGACGACAAACUCUUCAACUCGCGCCAGCUACUCAAGCUCUUCCUCAAGCCCAAAUCCAGCAUCCAAGAGACCAAGCGCCGCCGCCUCACCCUCGGCGGGGGCAGCGGCCGCGCCACCACCGGCGCCGGCAACACCACAACCCACGACAUCCCCGCCGACGCCGACCCCGCCGGCGAAGACAUGGACGAGGAGUUCUGGGCAAAGGAGAACAUGGCCAUGGAGAUCCAAGCCUCGUCCACGCCCGACCCCAAGGUCGCCGGCAACUACGACGCAAACUUCUUCCAGGACGACGGCAUGGGCAUGGGGCUCGGCGGCCUGCCCGACGACGACGACGACGACGAGUUUGCCGACGCCAGAGAGGCGUUUAGUCCUGGCCCCGAGGGCGCCGCGGCGCAGGCGGGCGCGGCGCAGAACGUCUUUGGCACGCAUCAGUUCCCGCCCGGAACGUUUGGCGGGAACCUCGAGUUUGGCAGCCAGCUGGUCACGGGCGCGCGCAGGGUGCGCCCGGAGUAUGUGCAGUAUGCGCGCGUGGCGAAGAAGGUCGAUGUCAGGAAGCUGAAGGAGAACUUGUGGACGGGGCUGGCUUUCGAGCCGCCCAGUGAGGUGCCUGGGAAGCAGGCGGCGCCGGUGCCACCGGCGGAGGAGCCGAGGAGGUUCACGAGGGUCAUGAAUGAGCUCCAGAGCGUGUACCCGCAGAAGACGAUGGCCGACAUAUCGACGUCGUACUGCUUCAUCUGUCUGCUGCAUCUGGCGAACGAGAAGGGGCUGGUGAUUACGGGGAGCGAGGCGCUGACGGAGUUGAGUGUGGUCAAGGAUGAGAGUGCGGAGGGGCCGGAUGGGUAUUAG
Molecule: messenger RNA, 2499 nt
Organism: Morchella sextelata
Lineage: Eukaryota; Fungi; Ascomycota; Pezizomycetes; Pezizales; Morchellaceae
Exons: 4
Coding region: 1-2499 (832 amino acids)
Biological process (GO): mitotic chromosome condensation
Cellular component (GO): condensin complex
Molecular function (GO): chromatin binding
Source: RefSeq, a predicted model, not a curated record